ACUUCCUUUUGGAUGACGUUUUAUUGUUAAUGUGCCUCUUGAUAGUUUCACUUUUUAAUCAUUGUGUUGGACGUUUCAUAUCAUUCAGGACUUCAGUAAAUCUUACAUAUUGUACAAUGGGACACAAAAUUAUAAUUGUGAUGGUUGCGCUUAGCACAUUACCUUUGGUAACUGGUCAAUUGCCCGACAAACCGAAGCUGAUGGAGUGCAAGUCAUGUAAUGACUGUGACGACUACCUCCCAGAUGGAUCAGCGGUUGAAUGUUCGGGCAGCUGCUUCACUUACAAAGGUGUCACCGAGCAGGGGGGCAAAGUGUACAAAAAAGGAUGUUUGACGAGUGGUGGUAUAACAAUGAAGUGGGACCAAGAGGGAUGCUACAACAUGGAUGUCAGCAGCUACAUCGGAGAGAUGUGUGUUUGUAACGGUCAUCACUGCAACACCAGUCCACCUUUAACCAUUCAUCUGUUCACUGUAUUCAGUGCUACUGUAGCUUUUGCUUGUGUUAGAUUUCUGAUCUAAACUCUCUGGAAAACGUUCUUUUCAAAACCUAAUACGGGACCGAGAUGUUGUCAUGUCAAUUUCUAUUAAAGCAAACGAUAAUAAAAAUUAGAGUUUAGUCCGAUUUAAUAAAAAUAAUCAGUAGAUUUGUUAAGGUAUAUUAUUCAUAAGAUGAUAAGUUAAUUGUCAAUUGUGUACAUGGCUUUUUUCGAGACUAAUAUCUAAUAAUUUAUUUAUAAGAGGAUAAUAUAAUAAUUAAUAAAUAUUAUAAA
Mya arenaria is the source of this 769-nucleotide messenger RNA. RefSeq lists its product as uncharacterized. Lineage: Eukaryota; Metazoa; Mollusca; Bivalvia; Myida; Myidae. The record is from RefSeq and is a predicted model, not a curated record. The coding region runs from base 30 to 518 and encodes 162 amino acids. The transcript is spliced from 3 exons.